AUGACGUUAGAAACAAUAGACUCAGUAGAGUUCGAAGAGAGCACACGGUCAAUCGGUAUGAAUAGUGCCGAUGUCGACAACAAAAGUGGAAGUGGGGGAGGAUUUUCACAGGAAAAAGAUGCAUCGACUCAACAAAGUAAUUCUGUCUUGACAAAGAAGGAACGAAAUAUGGUCAUGAUGUCCAGGAUCAUUGUUUUGUCGGUCUUGAUGAUAGUGGGAGUCACUGCUUGCGUGCUGACUUGGAUUCAGACGACGAAAUGGGAAACACAAGACUUUGAGUCUCAGUUCGAGAGCAUGGCCAACGAAUUGAAUGAUACCACCAAACUGAUUGCCGAAAAUGGAUUGUACGCAUCACUGGCCUUCAGCACAGCCAUUACAACCUUUGUCACAUUGACACAACAGACGUGGCCUAAUACUACCAUUGGUAGCUUUGAGGCACAAUGCGUCGGCUAUCGAGGAGCCACCGGUGCAGAGAGUGUCUUUUUGGCACCCUUUGUGAGUGAUGUCGAAGCAUGGAAUCAAUACUCGACCGACAAUCAAGGGUGGGUCCAAGAGUCCCACCUUGCCGCGGGAGAUACUCGCAUUGUGGACCCAAUUGCACCGCAACUAUUUCGCCGACAAGAUGGCGCCAACAUUCCAGAAACGAAUCCGGAUGGAUCCCAACAGUUCUUACCCAUAUGGCAAGCGUGUCCGGCACCAGCGGAUCCUAGGGUGGUGAAUUUCAACCUCUUGUCCGUCCCUCAAAUUAGUGCAGCCGUUUCUGUCAUGCUCAAAACCAAAGGACCAGUACUCACAGCUGUUGUGGAUCUCAGUCAAGAAUUGGGAAUAGAAGAAGAAGAAGAAGAGGAAAGCCCCAUGAGUAUCCUUUUGUUUCCCGUGUUUGCCCAAAACAAUAUCGUGGGAGCUACGGUUGCCUUUAUGUCAUGGGUGGAACUCUUUUCGAAUUCGUUGCACGAAGGUUCUGAUGUCAUUCUAAUGGUCCUUCGCAACAGCUGUGGAGAAGUUCAUAGCUUUUCGAUUGGUGGAACUGUCACAACUUAUAUGGGUCCCGGGGAUUCCUAUAUUGAACCCGACUAUGCCGAAUUUGAACGGGUAGUUCUUUUUGGCUCGACGCAAAUCAAUGAGAGGAGUUGUAUUGUCACGCUGCAUCUCUUUCCUACAGAGGAAAUGGCUGCCAAUUACGAAACGGAUCGGCCAGAUGUGUACACGGGAGUUGUGGCUGGAGUCUUUUUGUUUGCAGCCAUCGUGUUCAUUGCAUACGACUGCUUGUUGGAUGUAAGACUCAAGAAACUGAGCAAAGCUGCCACCAAGUCGGCAACACUGGUGGCAACGUUGUUUCCAGAGGGAGUCCGAAAUCGAUUGUUGGACGAAGGCGGAAGCAAAAAGGACAUCAAUAGCAGAGGACAGCUCAAGCAGUACCUCAAUGCCGAUGGGACAACGCGCCAGUCCAUGGGAGCUGCAAAUCCUAAUGAUAUACAUUCCAAGCCAAUCGCGGAUUUGUUUCCAAAUACGACGGUAUUAUUUGCGGAUAUCGCAGGAUUUACCGCUUGGAGUUCGGUACGGGAACCCUCGCAAGUAUUCAUUCUCCUCGAAAGUGUCUAUUCAGCCUUUGACAAGUCCGCAAAGCAUCGUGGUGUGUUCAAGGUGGAAACUAUUGGUGAUUGUUACAUGGCUGUUACCGGGUUGCCCGAGCCAAGAGAUGAUCACGCAGUGGCCAUGGGAAGAUUUGCAAGAGAUUGUAUGAUCAAGAUGAAUGAUUUGACGAAGAAGUUGGAACUGACGCUUGGUCCAGACACUGCGGACUUGGCCAUGCGUUUCGGAAUGCACAGUGGACCAGUCACGGCGGGUGUAUUGCGAGGAGACAAGUCACGUUUCCAGCUGUUUGGAGAUACGGUCAACACGGCUUCGAGAAUUGAGUCUACAGGCAUCAGGAAUCGAAUUCAUAUUUCGCUCGAGACGCACAAUCAGCUUUUAUCCUUUGGCAAGGCAAAUUGGGUUAUUCCGAGGGAGGAUGUGGUCGUCGCAAAAGGAAAGGGGCAAAUGAAAACUUUCUGGCUGAUACCGUCUGGUUUCAAACCCGAACAAUAUAAGGAAAAAAUUUCCAGCCUGUCUUUUACGUCCAAAGCCAUGUCCGAGGUAGUACAAGAGGGUAGUUCGAAGAUUCCUGCCUUGGCAGAAGAAGAUGCGAGACUAUUGCGUCUGGUUGACUGGGUGGUGGAUGUUAUGAAGAGGCUAUUGAUGCAAAUAGAAGCCAAACGAAAACUCGAAAAGCAAGGACUUCCCCGAGAAGACAACAUGAUCCAACAUGCCGAGUCAAUGAUCCUGACCCAGGAAUCCAACACACUGGACGAAGUCCAAGAGAUUGUAAUGUUGCCGAUGGUUAGCUCUGUUCCUCAAUCAGAAAUUAAAAAAGUCGCUAUUCGAUUAUCUGACGAAGUUGUCGAACAACUUAACCUAUACGUCAAGACGAUUGCGACCAUGUAUCGGCAGAAUCACUUUCAUAAUUUCGAACACGCAGCUCACGUGACAAUGUCAGUCUCUAAGCUUAUGUCACGAAUCGUGGCUCCCGGCAUUGAUUUCUCGUCAGGAACUACUUCUUUGCACGAUCACACAUUCGGUAUUACUUCCGACCCAUUGACCCAGUUUGCAGUUGUUUUCGCUGGCCUCAUUCAUGAUGUUGAUCAUGUUGGUGUUCCAAACUUUAUUCUUCAGGAGGAAAACAAGCGCCUCGGUAAAGCUUACAAGAACAAGAGCGUUGCGGAACAAAAUUCAGUAGACCUGGCUUGGGCGCUCUUGAUGGAGCCGAAAUUCCUCGAACUGCGCAAGUGCAUUUACCACGACACCUCGGAACUCAGUCGUUUCCGUCAGUUGGUAGUGAACACUAUCCUCGCAACUGACAUUUUCGAUAAGGAACUUCAGGAACUCCGAAAGGUGCGCUGGGACAAGGCAUUUUCAAGACAGAGCAAACGCCGCACAUCCGGCUAUGAAAAUACUGUCAAUCGAAAGGCCACCAUUGUUAUUGAGCAUUUGAUUCAAGCGUCUGACGUUGCACAUACGAUGCAGCAUUGGCACAUUUACCAAAAAUGGAACGAACGACUGUUCGAAGAAAUGUACCUUGCGUUCAAGUCGGGAAGGACAUCGAAGAACCCAGCUCUCAACUGGUAUGAAGGGGAGUUGGGGUUUUACGAUCAUUACAUCAUUCCUUUGGCCAAGAAAUUGAAGGAUUGCGGAGUUUUCGGGGUCUCAAGUGAUGAAUACUUGAAUUAUGCGGAGGAAAACCGAAGCGAGUGGGCUUCAAAGGGAAGGAAGGUUGUUGCAAUGCUGGUCGCCAAAUAUGCAGAUGUGGAUGGGGAAGAACAAACUCUCGUCGGCAGGAGGCCUUCGUCAAUGAAGACCGUUAGCAACAAUGAACUCAUCAAAGACCUCGGUGACAGCGAUCAUACAGCCCGUCGACCUGAAUCGUUCAAUGAACAUGGCAUGAAUGGGAGAAGGGCUUCAUUCCUUCGUCGAAAUUCUGCAAGAUGA
Cylindrotheca closterium is the source of this 3525-nucleotide messenger RNA. NCBI's taxonomy places the organism in Eukaryota, Bacillariophyta, Bacillariophyceae, Bacillariales, Bacillariaceae. The record is from the annotation of a GenBank genome assembly.